Molecule: messenger RNA, 1704 nt
Organism: Aspergillus chevalieri
Lineage: Eukaryota; Fungi; Ascomycota; Eurotiomycetes; Eurotiales; Aspergillaceae
Product: AMP-binding enzyme domain protein
Exons: 2
Coding region: 1-1704 (567 amino acids)
Biological process (GO): secondary metabolic process
Molecular function (GO): CoA-ligase activity
Source: RefSeq, a predicted model, not a curated record
AUGAUUUUUGAGUCUAGGUUCCCUCUUCCUCCUGUACCCAGCACGGAUGUAUUCAACUACAUCUUCCGCCAUGGGCGACGUUCAUACCCAUGGAGUCGAGUGCUGUAUCGAGACGACAAAGCAGGGGAAACGCUCACGUUAGCAGAGCUCGAAGAGAAAAGUCGACGCUUCGCCGAUGUCAUGCGCUCCGAGUAUGAUAUCCAACCUAAAGAUGUUGUCAGUAUCCUCGCCAAAGAUAGGAUUCAAUAUCCCAUCGCUUACUUUGCGGCGCUGGCUGCCGGAGCCACUGUGGCUCUCAUCCCCGUACAACAGGAAAUGUCCGAGGCGGAUAUCGCCACUCGACUGCUAGAAUCGCACGUCAAGCUGCUCAUCACUGAUAGCGACCUACUGGCCUUGGCCGAGGUAUCGGCGAGCCUGGCUGAUGCCAUUCGUAUAAUUACAUUGAAUCACACGGAAGGCCAAGUUUGGGCGUCGCUGGAGACUCUACUUCCACGCGGACGACCUGAUACUGACUUCUUCCGACUGAAAUCCAGGGUUGAGGCCGCAGAAUACGAUGCCUUUCUCAAUCGAACGAGCGGAUCCACAGGCAAAGUCAAGUCGGUGUUGACAAGCCAUGCGCACUUCAUCGCCAGCAUGGAGGGCACCAUCGGUACGAUACCAGAUAACACAAAUCCGAAACACGAUGUGUGGCUCUCGCCGUUCUCGCUGGGAUUCUUCAUCAACGCCAAGCUGCACAUGGGGCUCAACAUCCUGCUGGGUAUCCCCGUGGUCCUGAUGCAAGGCAGCCUCGAUGAAACCACAGUGGACGUGAUCGGGCGCCACCGCAUUACAUUUCUGUUCCUCUCUCCGCCCGUUGCAGCCCGUUUGGCACGGGCUGACCUGCGCGGCGCGGGGGUGGAUGUCAGCAGUGUCAAGUGGCUGCUCACGGCUGGCGCGCCGAUGCACGAGAACCUGCGAAAGACGGUGUCGGAGCAGUUCAAUGGCGUACAUCUGGAUUUGGAGUGGGGCACGUCAGAGACUAUGCUGAUUUCCAUACAAUGCAACGAGGAGUCGCGAUGUGGCGGAUUCAGCGGCACCCUGGUAAACGGCAUACAGGCCAGAGUCAUCAGCAUGAGGACCGGACAAGAUCUGGGACCCGGAGAGUCCGGGGAGAUUCUCGUGCGCAAUCAACUUUGUCGUUUCCGAGGCUACCAAGACAACGAGAAGGCCAAUCGAGACUUCGAUGAGGAGGGCUGGUUCCGCACGGGCGACUACGGUUAUCUGGACAAGGACUGCAACGUCUUCAUUGUUGACCGCAUCAAAGAGCUCCUCAAGGUAGGCGAGGGGUAUGGCACGCACAUCUCGGCCGUGGAGCUUGAAGCGGUGGUUUUCGAGCAUCCGGCCGUGGCCAGCGUCGUGGUUGUGAGUAUUCGCAACGAGUUUACGCAAUUGGACGAGCCAUAUGCGUUUGUCAUCCCCAAGCCUGGGUAUGUCCGGAGGCGGCAACUUCUAAUAAAGCUGGAGCAGGAGAUCCUGGAGUUUGCUAACACCAGGCUGACGGGGCUGAGGAGGUUGACUGGCGGGGUCCGGUGUCUGUCGCAUUUUCCUACCACAGGAUUCAAGAUCAAUCGCAGGGCGCUUAAGCAAAUGGGCCAUGCGGCAUCUGUGCAGAUGGCGAAUGGAAUGGCUCUUCCGGCGGUGCAAGCUCCUGUACAAUCUGUAUGA